Messenger RNA from Chara braunii, 1728 nucleotides. Lineage: Eukaryota; Viridiplantae; Streptophyta; Charophyceae; Charales; Characeae. The record is from the annotation of a GenBank genome assembly.
GGAUGAAGAGGAAGGGUCAGGAUAGUAUCGAAUUUGAUAAGAAAAAAUAUAUGAUAUCCUUCCAGCCAUGGAUGAAUGAGAAUCAAUUGUAUGAGUGGAACAAGGCGAUGAGCUACAAGUAUUAUUGGAUCAGAGUCCUGCAUGUUCCUAUUUCGGUCUUACCCCAUCUCAAGGGUGCGGCCAAGAAAGCGUUUGGCUCAGUGUUGAGCUCCUCGGUGGCGUUUGCAGACCCGGUUGCACCGGACCUGUGGACAAUUUGCUUCGACAUGGCUCUCGCGGCGCGACUGAAGUACAAAAGGCAUCUGGUAGUUGAUAUGGGAGACUAUGGUUUUGUUGAGUUGGAAGUCGCCUGCACGGAUUCGCCCUGGUGCUGUAAGUGCAGACGUUUUUUCCACUCUGACUCAGACCCCUCCUGCCCGCGUAAUGCAAAUUACAAAGAGGCACUCACAAAAGUCACAAAGGAGAAGGAAGUUAAAGAGAAACCGAAAGAGAAAGAAGGGGGUGAGAAAGUGAUUGAGAAAGAGAGCGAGAAAGAAGAGGGUGAGAAAGAGACGGAGGACAAAGAGGGAAAGGGGAAGGGAUUGGAAGAGAAGGAAAGGACUGAUGGACAGGAGAAAGUCACAGACGAUCGGGAAAUGGGGAAGGCGGUAAAAGGGAAAGAUAAAGGGGUGGGUGAGAAGGAAGGAGGGAAAAAUCACCCUCACCCUAACCCUCCGAUGGGAAGGGGCAAAAAGAAAAAGACACCGUCUCUACCGAAGGCGGGCUCGGAGUCGAGACGCUACAAACUGAAUUGGAGGAAGAAGAAAGUGCUUACUCAGCCUCCCGAGAAGUCCACUAAAGAAACCUCGGGGCUGGAUAAGGGUGUCGAGACGGCAGGGGUUAGCAGGGCGAAAUUGGAAAAAGUUGAAGAAGGGGGCAAGAAAGAGGAGAAUGAAGAUGUUCGAAUGACGGUAAGAGAAGAUGGAGGGAGCCGGGAGGGGUUGGGGAAAGGUGAAGAUAAGGAUUUGGAGGAGGGGUCUCAUCUUCGGAUCGGAGACCACAGAUCUCAGGGGAAUGAUCCCUUGGAGAGGGGGGAAAGUGUGGUACCUGACAGCCAGGUGUUAACACCUGGUCUGGACGGUGGUCAGGGGGGGAUGCCGCUGACUGAGAACCCCUCCGCAGAACUAGAGACUAAGUCUGUUUCCCCCGCCGGGCUUGGUAUAGGGCUUUUGUCUAAGGAGAAGGUCGAGGAAGAGGGUAAGCAGGAGGAGAACGAAAAUGUUCAAAUGACGGAAAGAGAGGAAGAAGGGAGCCGGGAGGAGAUAGGGAAAGGUGCAGCUAAGGAUUUGGAUAAGGAGGAGGGGGCUCACCUCCGGAAUGAGGAUCACCAAUCACAGGGGAAGGAUCUCAUGGAGAAAGGGGAAAGAUUGAUUCCAGACAGCCAGGUUAUAACACCUGACCUGAAUGGCGGAAAUCCCGAUCAGGGGGCGAUGCUGUUGAUUGAGAACCCCUUCGCAGACUUACAGAUUAAGUCAGUCCCCCCUUCAGGGCUUGGGAAAGGGCCGUUGACUAUGGAGAAAUCCAACAGAGGGAUGACCCUCAACCUGGUAUUCAAUGCAUUGGAGGAAGCCAACACAUAAGCUUUCAAAAGAAAUAAAAAAGUAGGGCUCAAGAUGCAUGAAAUUUCAGCAGAAGAGAAUGUUGGCUUCGGUCCCGCAAAUACGGUCCCAACAAAGAAAAUGAGACUGA